AAAGCAAUCGUCUUCUUCAUCAAUCCUCCAUACAUUCAAUCCUUCUUUCCCUCCGCAAGGAAAACUGCAUCGGAGAGGGGAAGCAAUGGCAGGCAAAGGCGAUGAACUUGCUACGCUGUUAUUUUGGGGAGGGGAAAUGGCAAAGCAUGGAGAGAUUGGGUCUCUUGAUUAUUCCCAGCCUCCAAUGGCUAUGUGCUUCUUGAGCCGUAGCAGUUGUCACCUCCGCGACCUCAUUGUGAAGGUGCAGGCUGCUAUGAACAAUGCCCCCAUUGAUGGGGUAACCUACCCUGCACGUAUUGCCUUGUUUGGGAGGUACCCAAUGGCAGUUCCCGGAGAAAAAAGUGUGUUCCUUUCUGUUCCACUCACUGACAACCAGUCCUAUCGCUGGUUUCUGCAAGAGGCGGCUUUGCUUUCCAAGCCGCUUCUUAUCUAUGCCAUUCCAUCUCCAACAAGAAUUGAUGAAGCAAAAGAUGAAGACAACUUGGAUGUUGUCACUGUAGCGAGUUUUGUAAGGCAAGCAUAUGAGAAGGCGAUAAUGGUGCCUCGCUUGAGCAAAGCUUUAGCAGAAAUCUGUUAUGGGGUAGACCAGAUCAUGCCUACGUCUCGGUGGGGUAGUGAUGGUGAGGGAAUUGGAGUUAAGGGAUUGCUCAUGAGUUUAUGCCAGAAGAAUUUUGAUGAAAGGGGUGUGUUUAGGACUGGAAGUGCCAAAUUAAUUGGGGAGUUGUACAAGAAGAGGGCGAUAACCCCGGGCACAGCUCGGGGUUUCAUUGGGAAGCUUCUGGAAAGUUCUAGAAGAUCCCUUGGGCCGCCGGACGAGGAGGGCCUCGAAGCCCUCUGCCAGCUGAUGUACACCAUUGGUGGGGCCCGCGGGGCCACGGUCGUCGGAGUGGAUGAGAAGCACCUUUUAGAGAUUGAUGAGCUGUCGAACCACCCGGAUUUGUCGGGGGCAUUGAGGGAAAUGUUGCGUAUUUUGGCGGGUAUAAGGAAGAGGAAGCGACAGGGGAAUGAUACGGAGGGCUGCGGCAGGGGCAGGGGAAUGCAGAUAUUCGUGAAGAGCCUGACGGGGAAGACGAUCACCGCCUGGGUGGAGCCAUCCCACACGGUGGAGGAGUUGAAGAAGAAGAUUCAGGACAAGGAAAGAAUUCCGGCGGUGGAGCAGCGGCUGAUCUUCGGCCGCCACCAGCUUGAGGACGGCCGGACGCUCGGCCACUACAAGAUUGAGAAGGAAUCCACCGUCACCGUCGCCCUCCGACUCCGCAGCAGCAUUAUGAGAUCUUGACAUUUUAACUAGACCAAUAAUAAGGGAUUUUGUUUAACAAAAAAAAAAAGCAUUCAUAUUUGCGUUGUAACCUUCUCAACCCUCAUGUCUAUGGAAUCUCAAUUGGUCGAAAACAUGGGGUUAGUGGUAGACUAGUGCAAUCUAGAGUAGUACUCGUUUUUCUAUGAAGAACAAGUGUUCAUUUUGGGAUAAAAGAAUAUUCAUUUUGAAAUAAAGUGAUGAACAUUUU
Cuscuta campestris is the source of this 1508-nucleotide messenger RNA. Lineage: Eukaryota; Viridiplantae; Streptophyta; Magnoliopsida; Solanales; Convolvulaceae. The record is from the annotation of a GenBank genome assembly.